AUGAGAAAAAUUUAUACUUUAGUUACUAAAGACUGUUUUCUGACAGCUGCCAGUGGGAGAAGUGGUGCCAUAUUAGACAGUAUUUCAAAGUUUCAGUCAGCGGCCAUGAUAUGUGACAGAGCAACCCGUGAACACUCUAAUUAUGUAAUAUGGAAAACACCGGAUAGAAAUAUUAUAACUUCUAAAACUCAAACAGACAGAAUUAAGAUAUCUGGUCCUUAUCUUAUCAUACACAAUUUAAAAGAAUCUGAUAGAGGAUUAUAUAAGUGUGCUUUGUUGUCAAAAUUACCAUAUACAAUGUCAACUCAUGACUGUCGAAGUCAUCUAUGUUUAAAUGGUGGACAAUGUAUAGAACAGUCUCAUAUCGGUGUUUCCAAUUCACUAUUUGUUUGUAUAUGUAAAUCUGGUUAUGGCGGUGUCUAUUGUGCUGAAGAGAUUGGUUUACGAAGUGCACAUAUUAUUGGUAUUGUUUUUCUUGUAAUAACUUUGGGUACAGCUAAAGUACUGAUUCUAUAUUUUUGUUGCAGGUUUCGAAAAUCUGUAGACUUUAAAAUAUUGAAAGAGAUAACUAAAGAAGACGGUACCAAGAAAUCAGUUGUUGAAAGGCUAAAAUCAGCACUAUUAUGUUGUAAGGGACCAAAUGAUGAGGUCAAUGUUCAGAAGACAAACGUUAAAUCAAAGCCCCCUCAAAAGACUAAAAAUGUACCAAAAGUAAUGAAGGAAACUCAAACAUUGCCUGAAGCAGUUUUAACCAUGGAAAAUAAUCCAAGUGCUAAAAAGGGACAGAGCUCUACUAGUAGGAACACAUUAUUUGGUGUUAGAUCUUCGUUAAAAGAUGAUAUUAAUAAUCUUUUAGAUGGAGUCACGGGGGCCAUCAAGAAAGGGUCAACCAACGUAAGGAGCAGUAAACCUAAAGUUGUGAAAGACACCGAUAAUUCUUUAGAUAACAUUAUCAAAGGUAUAAAAAAGCAUAUUCCAUGUACCUCUAAAGAGAAAUCUCCAUCAGCUUUCAGGAGGAAUACCUUGACAGUUGGUGGAACUACUACUGGAAGUAUUAGGAAUGCAAGAGACCCCUCCACAGCUAUGAACAACGUCUCCAUCGAUUCAAAUUCAGAUACCACAAGUAUACAUGAUACUGACAGCGAAUACGAUAUUGAGAAUAAGCGUUCCAAACAUUCUUUUGGCGAAACUUUAUACUACCCAAUCCCAGCAGUUAAAGCUAUACCCAUGACCACUGAUAAUAAACCAGAUGAUAAUUCAAAAAAAACUUCUGAAGAUUUAAACAAUUCUUUAUUAGAUCAUGCAAGAGUUAUUUUGUCCUCUGGAACCAAUAUUUCUUCUCAAAAUGAAGGCCCUGGUAUCAAAACAGAUAAUUCUAACAUACAAUUAAAUUUUUCCGUUUCAAAGGAAGAUGCAGUUGGGAAGAAACCUGAAAAAUUGUAUUCUAGGAAAGAAGAUAUAAAAGUUUCUGAUAAAUCAACCAAAUCUAUGGGAAAUGCUAUCAGAGGUCUGGGAGAGAUUGAAAUGUGUACAACUGGAGAUUACGAAUUGAAAUCAGUACCAUUUAAAAUUACAUCAUUAUCAGAUAGAAGUGCCGAGAACAAGAAAGUCUACCAAGUCACACCACAUCCAAAAAUGUUACAAAGUAAACCUUUAGCUGUUGACCCGAAAGAAAACAACCAAUCUGAAAUUGGAAAAAAGGCUGUAGCGGAUUCUGAUUCUGAAAGAGCCCAGAACGCCCAAGUCAAAACGAUAGAAUUUUCAGAAACCGUCAAUGAUCGAGCAAGACAAACAGAUUCAGAAACACCAAGUGCCAAGUUUGAAGCUUCUGGUUCAAUAUCAGAUGAUCCUAAGAAAAGAGAAAUAUCAUCAAGAUUAGAAAUUUUAAGUGAUGAAUUUAAGAAAAUAGAUGAUACCGUAUAUUGCAAUACACACAAAACAAGUGUUUUUAUUGAGGCUUUGAAUAACAUUGGACACUAUAUAGUAUCAUGUGAACAUGGUUUCAUGCCUAUGGUCAUUGAUGACGAAAUGUUUUCAAUAUGUUGCAGAGAACACCAUCUUCGCAUAUCAGAUUUGCUCGAUGGGUAUACUGCUGGUUACUCAAAAGGUCAGCAUGAGAAGAGUUCAAAUCAAUCUAAUUUGGAAAACAGCACUAUACCAAGCCAUACAAAUGACAAAAUGUUACAGUCUCCGAUGGAAGAAGUAAAAUCUAUGCAUAUUUCAGGAUGUGACAAAGAAAGAUUCAUUUCAAUGGACGAUUUUUUUAUAAAAUCUAUCACAAUUACGCCUUCCUCAUCAGUUGGUAGUGUUGAGAGCAAUAAAUCCUACCAAAUCUCUUCUCGUUCUAAACCUAUACAAUCACCAAAACUCACAGAAGUGGAAUUAUACAGAGCUCCAUUGUCACCGUCACCAACUGAUGGAUUUAACAGUGUGCCGAUGGUACUACCUCAAACAGAAGAAGCCAAAUCUAUCCUUACUUCAGAACAUGACAGAGGUAGUUUUAAUUCCGCGCCAAUAACUAGUGAUUUCUUGUUGAAAUCUGGCAUAAUUACGCCUUCCACAUCGGUUGGUAGUAUUAAGAGCGAGGAAUCUUAUCAAACACUUUCUAAAUCAUUGCUCUCACCACAACGCACAGACAAAGUGGAAUUAUGCAGAGCUCCAUUGUCGCCGUCACAGACUGGUGGAUUUAAAAGUGCUCCGAUGGUACCACCUCGAACAGAAGAAGCAAAAUCUAUUCUUUCUUCAGAACAUGACAAAGGAAAAUUGAAUUCUGUGCCAAUAAAUUGUGAUUUCUUGUUGAAAUCUUUCACAAUUACGCCUUCCACAUCGGUUGGUAGUAUUGAGAGCGAAAAAUCCUAUCAAACCUCUUCUCUUUCUCAACCAUUGCCCUCACCACAACGCAGAGACAACGUGGAAUUUUACAGAGCUCCAUUGUCGCCUUUAAAGACUGAUGGAUUUAUAAGUGGUCCGAUGACACCACCUCGAACAGAGGAAGCCAAAGGAAGUUUGAAUUCAAGAAGUUUUGAGUCAAAAACUGGGGAUUUCUUGUUGAAGUCUAUCACAAUUACGCCUUCCGCAUCGGUGUGCAAUGUUAAAAGCAAGAAAUCCCACCAGACAUCAACUGAAAUAUUGAUGUCAGGCGAUUCAGCACAGCCCAAAAUCGAUUUAUUGGCAUCGUCGCAUUCUGAUAGUAUUUACAGUGCUGCAUCAUCACUGUCUCGGACUGGUGGAGCAAAAAAUUCCACUGAAACUAAGACGAACUGUCAAUCUGGUUACGAAAGAAUCGAUCGAUCUAAUAAUUGGGAUGUCUGUGAACGGAAAGUAGGUGAACAGGUUGAUAAAGAAAUUGAGGAAGACUUUCAAAAUCUGAAGAAAGCUGAUCCACAGUUAUUAUCACAGUUUCAGACUGUAAGUACCCCGAAAAAGGGAGACAAAAUUUCCUUGAUUGCUCAAGAGCUUUCUUUCGGUAAACAAGAAAUACAUGACAUUUCUAAUGUUUCCCUGAAGUCCAUGCCUAAUUUAGAUGAAAGUCAAUACUUCAAUCCAAUAGAAAACAUAUCUGAGGAUUCACAAAAUACAACCAAAUCAACUGAUAAUGGAUCUAAUGACAUGUCACUUUUGUCUGCUACUGAAAAAGGUCAGAGCAGUGUAAAGGAUGGAACCGGAAGAUAUGGAGGUAAAGAAAGUGUAGAUUUAAGUGAUGCGAAUUAUACAUUUAGCCCUGAGACAACAGAAAAUUGUUCAUCUAUUACUAAUCCUGGAUUAUCUGAGAAGAAACCUGAAACUUCCGCCAACCUAUCAAAACAAAUUUCUAUUAACAGUAAAACCACAAUCAUUUCAAGCAGUGAUAGUAAGAUGAAUAGUUCCCCCCAAGGUUUAGUCGCCAUAUCAAGACACUCGAGUCUCAAUGAACUUGAAGAUGUAUGUGCCGUUCAAGGCAACGGAGAGUCAUGCGCCAAAUCAGACCAGCUCGCAUCUCAUUCUAAUGAUACCUCUGCUAAUGACUUAACGGAGAGAAAAGCCUACAGCGCUGACAACAAUUCAGUCGAUAUAUCUUUGUCAACUAGCAUUACUGUAAGUUCGAAUGCUCCACAUUCUAAUCCGUUAUUUGAUCCAGAUGAUAACUCUUCAGUUCACACUGUCGGUUCAGUAAAACGAUUAUCAACCCUUGUGUCCCCCAAUCUCAAGCCAGUUUCACCAUUGAACCUCGACAAAUCGAACAACGUGACUGGCGAACCAAAUAAACAAAAUAUAUCACAUUUGAAAAUAGAUAAAUCUUCCCAGAUUCCGCCGAAGGUUUCAAAUAAUAUCUUUCCUGGGAAUAUGUCUUAUAAAAUAUUUACAGAUCCACUACAUGAAUCUAUGUUGAUUGAAUCAGCUCCCGUUACAGAAAGAUGUACAAAAUAUUCCCAAUACAUUAAGCAAAACACUGAUUCGACAGCCAAUGAAGGAAUUGAUGAAGACACUAUGCCUCAAGAAAGGGAUCUAACUGAAACAAAUCAAUAUUUCCCUAAUACGAUAACAGAACCUUCUCUCCAAAAUCGCGAUAACGAUUCGAUGAGUCGUUCUACAUCCUUUUAUUCGGUGGACGAUACACCAAUGACUUUACCGUAUGUGACAAAUACACAUGACAAGAACACGCAGUAUUCCUCAGAAAUUCGUAAUAGUUGUGUAGCAGAGGUGUCCUUAGAGACAAAAACGUUUGCUGUUACUGAUGCUGAUGAAGUUUAUGAUGAAUAUUUUAAUAUGAGCAAAUUUAAGAGGAUAAUGUGCCCUAUCCCAGAGGAAGAAGAUUCUUUGGACGGAUCUGUGGAGUUCAAAUCACCAUAUACUUCGACGACCGAAUUCGAAUCUGUGAUAGAUUCUGAAUCUAACAUCUUAAGACCAUCAGCUUCUGAUUAUAAAAGUCCUUGGCCAUCAGAGUAUUGGUUGCUUAAAAAUAGGGGUGAAGAGAAUGAUAAUGUAUCAGAUGAAACGUGGUUGUAUACCGAGAGCAAUAAUAGUUGUCUUUGUGAUGGUAACGAAAGGGCUUCAAGCCCAGUAUGGAGUAGCUUUUAUCAGGACGACGAUAAGCCAAACCCUGCACAGUUUUAA
Messenger RNA from Lottia gigantea (owl limpet), 5094 nucleotides. RefSeq lists its product as hypothetical. The transcript has 7 exons. Lineage: Eukaryota; Metazoa; Mollusca; Gastropoda; Lottiidae. The record is from RefSeq and is a predicted model, not a curated record. The coding region runs from base 1 to 5094 and encodes 1697 amino acids.